Molecule: messenger RNA, 2561 nt
Organism: Papilio xuthus (Asian swallowtail)
Lineage: Eukaryota; Metazoa; Arthropoda; Insecta; Lepidoptera; Papilionidae
Gene: Zw
Product: glucose-6-phosphate 1-dehydrogenase Zw
Exons: 1
Coding region: 197-1678 (493 amino acids)
Biological process (GO): glucose metabolic process; pentose-phosphate shunt, oxidative branch
Cellular component (GO): cytosol
Molecular function (GO): glucose-6-phosphate dehydrogenase activity; NADP binding
Source: RefSeq, a predicted model, not a curated record
GAACCUUGUCAUUCCUGUCAUUAUUCUAUUUAGUUAGGAAUUUAAUGUUCGUUUUACGGCUUUUGGAUUCAUAAAUUUAUUUUAUUUUAAUCUGAGUUCUGAGUGUACAGUUUAAAAACUAGGGUAGUGUAAUAAGUAUUACAGUAAAGACUAAUAUUUUUACAAACAUAUCGUGUCAGUAAAUAAGGAAGAUAAUAUGGAAAAUAAAUGUGAUUUUCAAUAUCCUCAUACAUUUAUUUUACUUGGAGCGUCGGGGGAUUUAGCUAAGAAAAAGAUUUAUCCUACAAUAUGGUACUUAUAUAGGGAUAAUCUCUUACCGAAAAGCACCAAAUUUGUAGGUUAUGCCAGAACCAAGCAAACAAUAGAAGACGUACGAGAAAAGUGCAAAAAGUACAUGAAAGUGCGGCAGGGAGAGGAAGAAAAGUUCGAAGCCUUUUGGGAUGCUAAUACUUAUGUAUCAGGAUCUUAUGACAAAAGAGUGGAUUAUGAAUUUCUUAACCAACAUAUAAACAAAUUUGAAAAAGGCCCUGUUGCAAAUAGAAUUUUUUAUUUGGCUGUACCUCCUACAGUAUUUGAAGAAGUAACAGUUAACAUUAGGAAUGCAUGCCAUGCUAUAAAAGGAUUUACUAGAGUUAUUAUAGAGAAGCCUUUUGGAAGAGAUGAUGUGAGUUCAGAGAAAUUAAGCAACCACUUGACUGGAUUGUUCAAAGAAGAACAAAUUUAUAGAAUCGAUCAUUACUUGGGCAAAGAGAUGGUACAAAAUUUGAUGACCAUAAGAUUUGCUAACCAAAUUUUCAAUCCUUCCUGGAAUAGAGAAAAUAUUGCAUCUGUACUAAUAUCUUUCAAAGAACCAUUUGGAACGGAAGGCCGUGGAGGAUAUUUUGAUAACUUUGGAAUUGUUCGGGAUGUGAUGCAAAACCACCUUCUUCAAAUCUUGUCAUUGGUUGCUAUGGAAAAGCCAGUUACAAUGCAUCCAAAUGAUAUUAGAGAUGAGAAAGUAAAGGUACUGAGACACAUUCCGCCCAUAAAAUUAAGUGAUAUUUUGAUUGGACAAUAUGUUGGAAACCCCAAUGGACAAGGUGAUGAAAAACUAGGCUAUCUGGAUGAUCCAACUGUACCAAAAGAUUCCGUCACUCCUACAUAUGCAUUGGCCGUUAUGUGGAUUAAUAAUACAAGAUGGCAAGGAGUUCCUUUUAUACUUCGCUGUGGAAAAGCACUUAAUGAAAGGAAAGCAGAAGUAAGAGUGCAGUAUAAAGAUGUGCCUGGUGACAUUUUUGGUCACACAAAGCGGAAUGAACUGGUUAUAAGAGUUCAACCAGGAGAAGCUUUAUAUUUAAAGCUUAUGUGUAAAUCACCAGGAAUGAAAUUUGACUUGACUGAAACAGAACUUGAUUUAACAUACAGCUUACGUUACCGAGGGGCAGAUGUACCAGAUGCUUAUGAAAGGUUGAUAUUGGAUGUGUUUACUGGAACUCAAAUGCAUUUUGUUCGUAAUGAUGAAUUGAAGGAAGCUUGGCGUAUUUUUACUCCAGUCCUCAAGGACUUGGAGGAGCACCAUAUUAAACCAGUUCCUUAUGUGUAUGGUUCUAGAGGGCCUUCAGAAGCUGAUGCCAAGUUGGCUGAAAAUGAUUUCAAGUAUUCAGGCUCUUACAAGUGGGAGAAACCAACACUGGAAUGAUUUGGAUUGGGACCACAAUGGUGAUGGUAUUUAUCAAUUCCUAUUUUUAUAUCAUUGACAAUAUGCUUGCAUAAUAUUAAUAUUAAGUAUCUUUAUAGACUUUUUUGAAUCUUGCAUUCCAUUUUACUUGUUGUGAAUGUUUGUUGGUAGAGGUCAUUUUAAGGUUAUUACAAUCAAUGUUACUUUGCCUAUACAUAAUACUGUAAUGUAGUCUUAUAUAAUAAUGACUGACAAUGUUAUUUUAUCAAUUUAUAAUCAAUAAAAUUUCAGAAAUAUCAUCACAAUUUUCCACAACUAAGAAUUUAAUCACUUAGUUAUUAUGCACAGGUCAUAUUUAUCACCUUUAAAUGUAAAUCAAUUGUUUUAAUUUAAAGUUCCUUAUCAUUGUAAAGUUACUUUGUGAAUACAGAAAGAAAGUUACAAUUUAUUUCCUAUUAAGAAUUAAAAUGCAUUUUAACCUACAGUCUUUAUCUAUAAGUGGAAAAUUGAAGUAUAGUUUAUCAAAUAAUUUACUCUUCAAUCUAUUGUUAUGUUUUAUGUGAUAUUAUUAUUGAAAAUUGUUCCAUAAAUUUUUUAAAUAAAAAUCUAUUAAGUAUUUUCAUAAUAUCUAUAUUUCGUAUUUGCAAUUUGCAUUAAGGAAAUAUAAAUACACAAAGUAUUUGCAAUUAUGUCUUGAAUUAUACAAUUUAAUAAAUCCACGGAGAACUCUUUUUAAAUUGUGUUUUUUUGAACUUUAUUGCGUUGUGAAAGUGAAAAUUAUUAUUUUAAGAAUGGAUGUUUUUCUAUGUUAAUAAAGAAGACAUAUGGUUUGUGGAAAAGACCAUGAAAUGGUUAUUUUUUGAUGGAUUUACACUAUUUCAUACAAUAAAAGAAUGUAAGCACA